UUUAACAUCGAUCACCUCAUGAUGGUCCCUGUAGUAUUUUUUACCAGUAUUAGAAGGGUGGGUGGAAAGGGCGGUCGAGUGAGAAGGGUUGAAGGAGAGGUCGUGGACGACAGGCAGUAAGAAUUGGCGGAAAUGGACUUCUCCUGGCCCUCUUUCACCGAAGUUUGGAAGGACUCCAAGAUGACGACCCAGGAGGUUCUGGCACUUCAGGCUCCAGCUAAAUAUCACCUCAUACUCCGGAGAUGUUGAAAAAAAAUAUCUGAUUAAUAACUGUAAAAAUGGUCGUUAACGUAUUGGACGAGUCGCAUCUGGCGAUAAGUGCGAUUGUCACCGUGACGAUGCAGGUGAUCUUCUUUUGCAUCGCUGCUUAUUUCCAAUUCGACAAACUUACUGAUUUCGCCGGGGGCGUCAAUUUUAUAAUAAUAGCGUUGACAACUUUUUUCCUCGGGCAGCAGCAGUUUAGACCCUCUUACGAUAAUAGACAAUUGAUGGUCACUGCCUUGGUAUGCCUCUGGGGGGUGAGGCUCUCGGGCUACCUCCUCUACAGGAUAAUGCAAGUCGGGAGAGAUGCUAGGUUCGAAAGCAGAAAAAGCAACGUUAUAAGAUUUGCAGUAUUCUGGACAUUCCAGGCAGUUUGGGUGUUUGUUGUAAGUCUUCCAGUGAUAUUCAUAAAUGCACCUCAUAAUUCCAUUUCGAGAGGGGCUCCAAGAACGAUGGCCCCGUUGGACUCUGCAGGGACAAUUAUGUUUUUUGCCGGGUUACUCAUUGAAACGUAUGCCGACCUCCAAAAGUUUUCGUUUCACUCUGAUCCUGCCAAUAAAGGAAAAUGGUGCAAUGAUGGUUUAUGGAGUCUAUCGAGGCAUCCGAAUUAUUUUGGAGAGAUUGUCGUUUGGAUUGGAAUAUUCGUAAUAUCGACUAACGUAAUUGAAGGAUUUGAAUGGAUAUCUGUUGCUAGCCCUAUAUUCACAGCUUUUAUUAUUCUCUUUGUUUCUGGAAUUCCUUUAGUAGAAAGAGCAGCUGACAUGAAAUACAGAAACGACCCGCAAUAUAGGAUAUACAAAGCAUCAACAUCCCCUCUCAUACCUCUUCCGUCAGCAUUCUACAGUGAAGUACCUCGAGGUAUGAAGUUUAUACUUUGCUUUGAGUACCCAAUGUAUGAUUCUCUGGACGAAAAGGAAAAGUUAGACCCCACAGGUGUAUCCGCUGGUUCCUAGCAAAAACAAAUCCCAAGCAGUGAAAUCAUUCGUCUUUCAACACCGUUGCUUUCUUGCACGAGUGUUUAGAACAAAAAAAAAAUCACACUGCUUGGGCACAUUUAUUGCAUUGCCACCCUUUAGUACUAUAAUCAUUUUCACAAUGAUAGUGUUUUAAAUAUUAACUUUCAACAGCACUUACUAGCCCAGAGGUUUUUACCUAGUAUGAAUAGAAAUUGUCUUAAAAAAAAAAAUCAUUCGUGCUAAAUUUUGGGUGGUACUUGUUCACAUUAGUCUAAUGUCUAAAGUAUAGUUCUGGAAAUUACAGUAAUUUCCAAGUGGCCUAAAUAACUAAUUUUUUUCAUAUAAAUAUCUAAUUUUAGAAUAUUCUAUUUAUAGAAAUAGCAGUAGACUCAAAAUAAUCAAAUUAAAAACAUAUACAAUUAUGAGGUAUUUAGAAAACUAGUAUACUUACAUCUUUUAUUAAACCAUGUUAUUAUACAAAAUUUAUAUAAUCUAACAUGUCUUAAGUUUUUAUAAUGGACAACAAAAAUCAUUUUCUUAUAGACUGAGAUGGAUAUUUGAAUUAUUCUAAUAAAUGUUCUGUGUAACACGAUCAGAAUAAAAAAUAAAUAAAUAAAACAAGAGUAAUAAGUCAUUAUUAUUCAGAAAAACUACCAAAGUAGAUUAAAACAAUGGCUGAAAUCUAGUUGAUAAAUCACACAAGUCAAAACGAGGAAAUAUAUUUUUGAGCCAUUUUACUAUUUUGGCUAAGUAUUGACUUAACCAAGGAAUAAAUUUCAAAAUUGUUUCAUCCACUUCUUAAGUACAAAAAAUUCAAGUAUUUAAGUAUAACAACCAGCUUUAAUACUAUGCCACGUCUAAA
This is a messenger RNA of Cimex lectularius (bed bug), 2079 nucleotides long. RefSeq lists its product as uncharacterized. Gene Ontology annotation, biological process: lipid metabolic process. The coding region runs from base 279 to 1214 and encodes 311 amino acids. The transcript is spliced from 5 exons. Gene Ontology annotation, cellular component: membrane. The record is from RefSeq and is a predicted model, not a curated record. NCBI's taxonomy places the organism in Eukaryota, Metazoa, Arthropoda, Insecta, Hemiptera, Cimicidae. Gene Ontology annotation, molecular function: oxidoreductase activity, acting on the CH-CH group of donors.